AUGGCCCCUGUGGUGAAAAGAGAAGCCCCCGAGGCACCGUCGGGGCUUUCCACGGUAGACCUGAAGAGGAGCAAAGAGGCGACAGAAAAGGAUCUCCGAAAAUUCAUGAAAUUCGUCAGGAAGCAGGUCAAGGAGCAGCACCAGUGGCCGAGCUGGUGGUCAUGGAACAGUGAACGGCAGCUCCAGGAGAAGCAAAAGAAGCCGAGGACAGAGCCGGCUGCCAUUGCGAGUGAUGUCAACGGCUGCCAAAAGCCUGUAGCCAUCAAGAACGAGAAACCUGAGCAGACUGUGGACGACCGCUUCGACACCUGGUACCGCUGCGAUUCGUGCGACAAGUUGUUUGCGAAGAAGCUCGAGCUGGAGUGGCACCUGCGCGAGCACACGGGCGUGCGCCCCAUUCCGUGUGGUCUAUGCCCCAUGAAGUUUCUCAACGGACGACUGCGGACCGCCCACCACACCAGACACCACGGGCUGAAUUCCAAGUGGAAACGCAGUGACUGCGACUAA
Molecule: messenger RNA, 507 nt
Organism: Rhipicephalus microplus (southern cattle tick)
Lineage: Eukaryota; Metazoa; Arthropoda; Arachnida; Ixodida; Ixodidae
Source: RefSeq, a predicted model, not a curated record